This is a messenger RNA of Triplophysa rosa, 1988 nucleotides long. It is a transcript of the gene adgre14, whose product is annotated as adhesion G protein-coupled receptor E14. The transcript has 11 exons. The record is from RefSeq and is a predicted model, not a curated record. Gene Ontology annotation, molecular function: G protein-coupled receptor activity. The coding region runs from base 20 to 1579 and encodes 519 amino acids. Gene Ontology annotation, cellular component: membrane. Gene Ontology annotation, biological process: adenylate cyclase-activating G protein-coupled receptor signaling pathway; cell surface receptor signaling pathway. NCBI's taxonomy places the organism in Eukaryota, Metazoa, Chordata, Actinopteri, Cypriniformes, Nemacheilidae.
CAUCACUAAGAUCCUGAAUAUGCAGUUAUGUUUUUGUUCACAUGGAAUCUCAUGCAUGCAGAAUCUCCUUAACCAGAUAAAGAAUAUACCAGCUCUUCCUUCUGAGGAUGUGGUCAAUCUUUUGGAACUGGUCCUUAAUACUUUAAAGAAGAUUUCUAGCUCAUCUUUAGGUGACCCAAAGAAACUGGUGUCACAAGGAAACCUCGUAUUAAAAGUCAUUGAGAAGCUCGUCUCGGUGUUGGUGAAGCCAACAAACACUUCUAACUGUGUUUAUUUCACUCUUGAUUUUGUAGAGGCACUGAUCUACAUGGUUGGACCACAGAUGACCUCAAAUAAAAUCCUUCAGCUCAACAGAACAAAUGCUUUUAUGGACAUUGAUCUCAUUGGGAUUGCCAAGAAUAACCUUGAUACAAAAUCAGCUGCUGUGGCUUUCAUGAGCUACAUCACAAUGGAGAAUCUACUGAAGGCAGAAUUUUUCAACCCAUCAACUGCAGUAAAGAAAACCAUGAUGUCUACUGUCAUCUCAGCUAUUCUUCUUAAUGCCACAAACACACAGCUCACAAAACCAGUCAACUUCACCAUCAAACACAUCAGAGAGUUUGUCUCCGGAAACAGUCUGUUCUGUGUGUACUGGAAAAACACUGAGUGGAUUGUAGACGGUUGUUCUGUUUUAGAGACCAACAGCAACUACACUGUGUGUUCAUGUGUUCAUCUGUCAACAUUCGCUCUCAUCAUGCAGACCAGCAGCAGCCCACCAGAGGAUGAUCAGCGGAUGAAUCUGUUGAAUGUGGUGGCUGUGAUCGUGGGUCUGGUGUUUACUAGUUUAGCUCUGUUGACUUUUGCUUUCUGUCGAUGGAAACCUGGAGUGAACAAUGUCCCUCGAAUCAACCUCUGCAUCAGUCUGCUGUCGGCUCAUCUUCUGUUCUUACUCACACAACAGUUCCUCAAGCACAUAAAGACUCACCAGGUGUUGUGUGGUGUGCUGUCAGGAUUUCUUCACUUUCUCUUUCUCUCCUGCUUUGUGUGGAUGUUCAUUGAAGCUGUGCUGCUCUACAUCUGUGUGAAGAACCUAUUACAGAUCAGCUUCGGUCAGAGGGCGGUGCUUAGCAGCAGAUUCUUGAUUGUGAUUGGAUAUGGGAUUGUUCUUGUUAUUGUGUGCAUAUCUGUUGGUCUGGUUCCUGGAGGCUAUGGCAGUGACAAAUGCUGGCUGAAAGAGGAGAAAGGCUUCAUAUGGAGUUUCCUGGGACCUGUUUGCUUCAUUCUGGCAUUAAACACGAUUCUCUUCAUAAGUAUGAUCAUUACUCUGAAUUCAACCCUCACAAAGCUCAACGCUGAAGUUUCACGGAUAAAACAAACCAGGAUUUUGGUUUUUAAAACAUUGGCUCAGUUUGUGGUUCUUGGUUGUCCCUGGAUUCUGAGUUUCUUUACCAAACACAGUAAGAUGAUGGAGAUUCUCUUCGUGAUCCUGAACUCACAGCAAGGCACCUUUAUCUUCCUGAUCCACUGUGUCCUCAAUAAUGAGAUCAGACGGCAGUAUGUGAAGUGGAUGAGAGCUCUUUUCCAAAACCAUCCAAAAUAAUCUUGAAAAGCAGAGAGGAAUGAUUUGAUUUCAUCAUAGCUGGAGUCCUUAACUUUAUUAGAUAAGCAAAAAACAGCUCAAAACAUACCUGUUCCGCAUUUAUUUGACUAACCAAUAACUCUGUAUGUCUGUCAAAAAAAAUAUCUUGUUGUUCAUUCUCUCCUUUGCUUACUCCAGCUUUAAUCCUCCUAGUAGCAUGGCCUUGUAAACUAACGGUACUGUUUAGCGUGUUGACAAAAUGUUUAUAUGCUCUUGUGGCGAACCACAAGUAAUAUGAGAGGAGACAUUCACCAAGGUACUGUACCUUUAAGGGAGGGAGGAGUUAGUUGUGUUGUUCCUGUUUUGUGAUGUGUGUGCUGUGGUUUUACUUGACUCGCUGUUCGCUGUGAGAGUUAUAUUAAAGUGGAGA